Paramecium tetraurelia is the source of this 897-nucleotide messenger RNA. RefSeq lists its product as uncharacterized. The transcript has a single exon. NCBI's taxonomy places the organism in Eukaryota, Ciliophora, Oligohymenophorea, Peniculida, Parameciidae. The record is from RefSeq and is a predicted model, not a curated record.
AUGUAAUUGCAUUCGGUUAUAUUUUAGUUUAAAAAACUUAGGCUCAUUCAGAAGAAGAUGGAAGAUGUCAAGGCUGAUCAAAGUCCAACUGUUAUAAAGUAUAUGAUGAGGAGAAAGAGUGCUGAAGAAGUCCAGGCUCCUUUGCAUGAUGUUGAAUACAACAAUUAACCAAAGAAGAAAAAGAUAUUAUUCUUCAAGUCCUUCUAGAAGGUGACAAUAGAUCCUCAUAUAAAACUGGAUGAGAUUAAGGAAGAGAAAUGGACAAUUAUGACUAAUAAUUAUAAAUCACUCAUAGAGAAAUCUCGUUAAAGUCUAAUAAAGCCUUAUGAUGGUGGUUAGAGUGUGACCUCUAAUAAAGAACCACGUAAAAUGCAGUUCCUCACUAGGAGACAGUCUAUCGAAUUUCGCUUACGUGAAAUAGGUACUGCUCCUAGUAAUCACUCUUCAGCCUCGCCUAUAAAAUUAAAUACUCAACCAAAUGCAUAAUAAUCGAUCGAUCCUAGUUAUGCUCGAUUCAAAAAGUUCUAUUAAAAGAUAGGCAUCCCAUCGGAUAGCCCAAUAAAAUUGAAACUUCAAACAGUGAUGUCUACUCCUAUUGCUCCUCCAAAGAAGAUGGACAAGAGUUAGCAUUCAGCCAAUUCCCCAAAUUAGUCUCCUUCUCCUCUCAAAUCUAAGAUUCUGCAUAUCAAAGCAAACAAUCACAUUUAAUACCUCAAAGAAAUCAGAGAAAUAUGUUAAAUUGCAUCUAAUUAUCAUGCAUAAGUUAAAUAGGAUGAAAAAAAUCAGAUUUAACAUGCAAGCUAAUAGGUUGGAUACAUAUAGGCAGAGUUCAAUAAGUUCCACAAUAUGUUAACAUCAGAUUUGGAAACUGUGGAUUUUAUUGAUGAAAAUAAAUGA